Molecule: messenger RNA, 2607 nt
Organism: Lotus japonicus
Lineage: Eukaryota; Viridiplantae; Streptophyta; Magnoliopsida; Fabales; Fabaceae
Exons: 4
Coding region: 1-2607 (868 amino acids)
Biological process (GO): DNA integration
Molecular function (GO): nucleic acid binding; RNA-DNA hybrid ribonuclease activity
Source: RefSeq, a predicted model, not a curated record
AUGGCCAAAGAUAUGGCCAUGGAAGGAAAGUUUAAAGUUUCAGUUUCACCUGUCGAGAUGCUGUCUCGGAAGGAAAAGGAUGGUGCAUGUGGAAAUGAGCCAAGUGAAGAGGCCAAAGAAGACGAAUGUGAUCUGAAAAUGGAUUGCAUUUAUGAUGAUGGCUCGUUGGGGUUCGAAAAACCUUUAGUGGACGCCACGAAAAUGGAGGCUCAGGACCCUUUGGAAGAAAUUGAUUUGGGGGAUGGCUCGAAGAAAAGACCAACCUAUAUAAGUUCCUUGAUCGACCCAGAACUUAGAAGCAGAAUGAUAGAGUUGCUGAAAGAGUUCAAAGAUUGUUUCGCUUGGGAUUACGACGAGAUGCCUGGUUUGAGUCGAGAUUUGGUGGAAUUACAACUACCAAUCAAAGAAGACAGAAAGCCAGUAAAACAACUGCCUAGGAGGUUCCAUCCAGACGUUCUAGUAAAAAUCAAGGAAGAAAUCGAAAGAUUGCUGCGGUGCAAGUUCAUCAGAGCGGCCAGAUAUGUUGAGUGGUUGGCUAAUGUAGUCCCGGUAAUCAAGAAAAAUGGUAAGAUGAGGGUCUGCAUAGAUUUCCGAGAUCUGAAUGCUGCCACACCCAAGGAUGAAUAUCACAUGCCCAUAGCCGAAAUGAUGGUAGAUUCAGCAGCAGGCCAUGAAUACUUAAGUCUUUUAGAUGGAUAUUCUGGCUACAACCAGAUUUUCAUUGCCAAAGAGGAUGUGUCGAAGACAGCAUUUCGAUGUUCUGGUGCCUUAGGGACAUAUGAGUGGGUGGUCUACAUUGAUGACAUAGUGGUCAAGUCCCCCUCCAGGGAUGAACACUUGUCACACUUAAGGAAGUCAUUCGAAAGAAUGAGGGUACAUGGCCUAAAAAUGAACCCUCUUAAAUGUGCAUUUGGUGUGAUUGCAGGUGACUUUUUGGGUUUUGUGGUGUACAAGAAAGGCAUUGAAAUCAACAAGAACAAGGCCAAAGCUAUUCUCGACACAAGUCCACCAACUAGCAAGAAGCAGCUGCAGUCGCUUUUAGGCAAAGUCAAUUUCCUCAUAAGGUUUAUUGCUAACCUUAGUGAUAAAACUAAGCCGUUCUCAUCCCUUCUUCGACUAAAGAGGGAGGACAUUUUUCGCUGGGAAGCAGAGCACCAAAAAGCAUUCGAUGAGUUAAAAGCUUAUUUGGCAAACCCUCCGGUGAUGAUACUUCCUAUAAAAGGGAAGCCAAUGAGGUUAUAUAUUUCAGCUACGAAUGAAACCAUUGGUAGCAUGUUGGCACAAGAAGACGAAGAUGACAUUGAAAGAGCCAUAUUUUAUUUAAGUCGUGUGUUAAACGAUGCUGAAACUCGAUACACUAUGAUCGAGAAAUUGUCAUUAACUGAAUAUUCACUCACUUAUGCCCCUUUAAAGGCAAUUAAGGGGAAAGCAGUAGCCGAUUUCCUGGCAGACCACACUUUGCCUGAAGAGAUAGCUUAUGUAGGAUUACAACCAUGGAAGUUGUUUUUCGACGGCUCAAGUCAUAAGGAAGGAUCAGGAAUUGGUAUGUUUAUAGUGUCCCCGCAAGGCAUCCCAACUAAAUUCAUGUUUCAGAUUCGAGAAAGUUGUUCUAAUAACGAAGCUGAAUACGAGGCUUUAGUCUCAGGCCUCGAAAUACUUCUGGCCUUGGGGGCAAAGAACAUCGAAGUUAAAGGCGACUCGGAAUUGGUUGUAAAGCAACUUACUAAGGAAUAUAAGUGCGUAAGUGAAAAUUUGGCGAAAUAUUACGUAAAGGCCAUGAGUUUACUGGCCAAUUUCGACCAAGCAGGAAUUAGCUACAUACCUAGGGUAAGCAAUCAAGAAGCUAAUGAGUUAGCACAAAUUGCUUCUGGGUACGUGAUAGAUAAACUAAAAUUGAAAGAGUUAAUUAGGAUCAAAGAAAAAUUGAGCCCUUUAGAUCUCAACGUUAUGGCUAUCGAUAACCUUACCCCCGAUGAUUGGAGAAAGCCAAUAGUCGAAUACUUGCAGAAACCGGUGGGGUCGACUGACAGAAAAGUCAAGUAUAGGGCUCUAAGUUAUACCAUCAUAGGUAAUGAGUUGUUCAAAAAGAAUGUCGACGGCACGUUGUUGAAAUGUUUAAGCGAGGACGACGCUUUCAUAGCUGUAUCAGCUGCUCACGACGGCCUGUGCGGCGCUCACCAAGCAGGGGCAAAGAUGAAAUGGAUUCUGUUUAGGCAAGGGAUGUAUUGGCCAACUAUCAUGAAAGAUUGCAUCGAAUAUGCAAAAGGCUGUCAAGAUUGUCAGAAACAUUCAGGAAUCCAACAUGUGCCAGCUAGUGAAUUAGAUUCUAUUAUCAAGCCAUGGCCUUUUAGGGGAUGGGCGAUAGAUUUAAUUGGCGAGAUUCACCAGCCUCAUCAAGGCAGCACAGAGUCAAUCACGACGGACCAAGGCACAGUGUUUGUAGGACGCAAAGUGGCAGCCUUUGCAGAAUCCUGGGGCAUCAAGUUUCUAACCUCGACCCCCUACUAUGCUCAGGCGAACGGCCAAGUAGAGGCUGCCAAUAAAACUCUAAUAAGCUUAAUCAAAAAGCAAGUGGGUCGAAAGCAAAAAGCUGGCAUGAGUCUUUAA